Molecule: messenger RNA, 1492 nt
Organism: Dioscorea cayenensis subsp. rotundata (Guinea yam)
Lineage: Eukaryota; Viridiplantae; Streptophyta; Magnoliopsida; Dioscoreales; Dioscoreaceae
Exons: 5
Coding region: 46-378 (110 amino acids)
Source: RefSeq, a predicted model, not a curated record
GUUUCUCCAGCUGCGAGUGUUGUCGGAGCAGGAGCGGAGCUUGGAAUGCCGAUAAUGGCGAUCAGAUCUCGUGGAAACCCUAGAUCCCUGCCUCUCCGAUCACAAGCUCAGGGCCAUCAACACCCUCUUCAGCGAGCACAUAUCAAGUGGAUUGGCGGUUGUUCCAGCAUUAGAUCCUUGUCUGGGGGCGUUGGAUUCGUUGCUAUGCUGUUGAAUCUUGGUACCUACUGCCAAAUGGAUGAAGUGUAUCAGAUUCGUUGCAGACACUUCGUGAAUCUUAGCUCAUCUAUGAACACUCAUCCAAAUGGAUGCAGAACAAUGGAAUUGAUCAAUGAAGUGCCACCAAUCAAUGUUGAUGGCCGCAUUGCAGCAUGCUAAGCGGGUAAGUAUGUUAGUCAGCACCUGUUUCUCAUUUCAUCACAUUAGAAAUGGAAACUUUUGAAUACAUAUUUACAAAGCAUUUUAAAAAUUGAUUAAAAAAAUGAUUUUAUGUGAAUUCUAUUCACUUAAAUAUCCCCUUCACAAGCUGUAAUGUAAAAUUAAAUGUCUUAACACAUUUCACUUGAAUGUCAUGGUUGUUAGAAUUCAAUAACCUGUGAAAACAUGUGUAUGUAAAGGUAGUUUUGCUCUUUCAGCAUUCUUGACUUUCUUCACUAUUACUAUAUCAUUGCCUUCAGGAGUUUGGAACCUCGCUUAGUCGCAUGAUUAUUAAAUAAAAUGACAUCUCGGUGCUGAAUUUGCUUUUGUUCGUCGCACUGUAUAUACUUAGGCUGAGGUUACUGUGAAAGAAAAACAAAGUACUCUAGAACCAUCCUUUGAAGUUGGUCAUUGGAAACAUCUUGAAAUAUGCCAUGGAAGGUGGAAACACUUUGGAAAUGGUCUUCUUGUUAAUUUGAAAAGCAUGUCAUAGCGCUUCCUCGUCGAUGUCAUCGUUCUCGCUCUGGCAACUUGUUUUCUUUUUACCAAAGCACAAUGUUUUGUUGGCAUCUUAUGAGACGGGCACGCAUCUUAGAAUGAAUUGUUUGCGUCUUUGUUGCGCUUUCAUAAUUGCAAGACAAGCAAUUUUUGCUCAAAUGAACUCUAGAAGCAUCAUCAUCAAUCACAGGAGCUAUCUAUAGUCACACCUAAAACUGCCAAUUGCUUAUGUCUUUGGUUGUCUACAGAGGAGCAUUUUCAGAAGCAACGAAUUGAAACUUCAAUUGGAUCACUAGAAGAGUAUUUGAGUCUAUCUUUAUUGAUUGACUAAUUAUGCCGUGAGAAGAAAUUUUUACAAAUUUCCUCGAAGCUGACUUCUUCCCAAGUAGAAUACAUUUUGCACUGGCUUCGAUCUUUACUGAAUCUCUAGCGUGAUAUUUAUUUUGUUUGCAGCAAGGAGGAGUUUCGACUCAGUGAAUUGUACAAUCGAAUAAAAUAUAUUAAAAGGAAACCCAUGUCGAAAUAAAAACUUUCGUCCUUAUAUAUAUUAUAUAUGUAAUGUAACCCUUUCUUUGAA